Capsella rubella is the source of this 831-nucleotide messenger RNA. RefSeq names its product nuclear transcription factor Y subunit B-1. The coding region runs from base 133 to 561 and encodes 142 amino acids. The transcript is spliced from 7 exons. NCBI's taxonomy places the organism in Eukaryota, Viridiplantae, Streptophyta, Magnoliopsida, Brassicales, Brassicaceae. Gene Ontology annotation, biological process: regulation of transcription by RNA polymerase II. Gene Ontology annotation, cellular component: nucleus; CCAAT-binding factor complex. Gene Ontology annotation, molecular function: RNA polymerase II cis-regulatory region sequence-specific DNA binding; protein heterodimerization activity; DNA-binding transcription activator activity, RNA polymerase II-specific. The record is from RefSeq and is a predicted model, not a curated record.
AGGAGCUGCGUUUCAGUUUCCUCAUUGUAAAGAAAAAUUCGAUAUCUCUAAAUCCCCCUCCCUCCCCCAAAUUCCAAGUUCUAGGGUUUUGUUUCAUCACUAUCCCCUCCUCCUCAAUCCCAAGUUUUGAAAAUGGCGGAUAAUACGCCUUCGAGCCCAGCUGGAGAUGGAGGAGAAAGCGGCGGCUCGGUUAGGGAGCAGGAUCGAUACCUUCCUAUAGCUAAUAUCAGCAGGAUCAUGAAGAAAGCCUUGCCUCCUAAUGGAAAGAUUGGCAAAGAUGCUAAGGACACUGUUCAGGAAUGCGUCUCUGAGUUCAUUAGCUUCAUCACUAGCGAGGCCAGUGAUAAGUGUCAGAAAGAGAAAAGGAAAACUGUGAAUGGUGAUGAUUUGUUGUGGGCAAUGGCAACAUUAGGAUUUGAGGAUUACCUGGAACCACUAAAGAUAUACCUUGCGAGGUACAGGGAGUUGGAGGGGGAUAAUAAAGGAUCAGGAAAGAGCGGAGAUGGAUCUAAUAGAGAUGCUGGUGGGGGUGUUCCUGGUGAAGAAAUGCCGAGCUGGUGAAAGAAGUUGCAAGAAAACUCUCUAGAGAUCAAGAACAAUACCAAAUGAUCAAGGGAAAUUAGAGAUCAGUGUGUUGUUUAUAUUUGAGCUUAGCUGAUCGACGACUAUUUCGGGGUUACUCCAAACUCAGUUGUGUUAGUUUGAACUUUUGGUUUUCUAUUUCUGGUUUAGUUGGUUGUAUUUAAAGAUUUCUCUGUUAGAUUUGAGAACAGUUUGAAAUUGAAUGAAAGGAAAAAUUUGAAGGUACAAUGUUCGCUCCUUUUUGUUUCU